UUGGAGAGUUCUCACGAGUUUGCUCGACGAUUUCAGGUAUGCAAUAUUUUCAAAAUCACUUCUAAAAUCACGGAAAUUCUUCUGAUUAUUUUCCGUCUAAAUCUUUAGUUUUCCCUUGAAAUAAAAAAAAAGAAAUCUCCAAUGAUUUUGUAAAAAUGAAGUUAGAAGAAAUGUUAACGCGAAAUGUUAGAUACAAACGGUUUUACAAACACAUUUUUGGAGAGCAUAUUUCUUCCAUGUUAUAAAUUCGAAUUCUCUAAUCAAAAUUUUUGAUUUUUUGUCAUCUUGUGCAGCCUGAGAAGGAUAUAAAUUGUCUCAAUUUAGACAGUUUGUCUAACUAAAAAAAAGUUAUCAAAAAUUUUUCAAGCAUAUCAGAUUUGAAAAUAUAGAAUCACAAAUUAGAAAAAGAAUCAGAUAUUUUUCAGACUACGUCUCGAGUUGUGAUAUUUCGCUGUUCUCAUUUUGAACUCUUCAAUCAAACCUCACCAACUGAUUUACAUUCACAUUUAAUACAACAGCCAACCAAUACAAUAUCAAAGAAAUUCCACCAAUUGUCCUUUGUCAAACAGGAUUUGCUCUGGUCUUUUUGUGCGCUGGUGCUGUUUUCUGGAGUUAUUGUCACAUUUUUAUAGUCUCAUUUGGAAAAGGUAAGACUUUUUUAUGUAGAAAACAGCAUUUAAAAUUGUUCAAUUAUAUUUAUAAAAACAUAUACUUUUUCUAGACGAUAUAUAAAUUUCAAAGAAUAAUUUUCAGUCAUUGUACAACACACAGUUUAGUUGAAAUCUUUGAUUUUUUGGGGCUUUAAACAGCCUGGAAUUAUUAACAUGGUUUCACUUUCAAUUUUUUCUAAUCGUAAAAACAAUAUAAAAAAAUAAAAUGUCAACCAAAAUACACAAUGUUCUAACAAAGAAUUCAAUGUUGAAAUUAUUAGUCGUGAAGCAAACUUGAUUAUUUUCAGAUGGACCCAAUUGAUACUGGAUUUGUUGAUUUACCGUAUGAAAUGAGAGAAAUUAUAAUUGAUAAAAUGGAUGCAUACGGAAGACACCUUUUUGCAAGAACUUGUGUAACUGCCAAAAAUGAUGUUGCAAGGAACGGACACUAUAUCGACCGAUUACGCUUAAAAAGGAUUUCAAAGAAAUGGUACAAUAUUUCGGUUGAAUUCGAAGAAAAGUUGUUUGAAAAACGGUUCUGCAUUAACAAAUUCACAAUUGCAAACAAUUUCAUUUUGAAGUCGGCGCGAAGUGUUACAUAUCUGAGUCUAUCCGAAAACCAUUGGCAGAUCUGGAAAAUAGCGCCGGUUCAGUUCUCGAAGUUAUGUGUCCUCAUUCUAACAACAAGACGACCGCAGGCCUUGCUAACCAAAAUCAAUACAACACGGCCAUUGGAAUUAUUGGGAAUCAAUCCAUGUAUCACGCUUUCACAACUCGAUUUGGUUAUUAAUAAGGUAUUCAAUUUUAAAAUCAAUUAUUUGAUCAAAACAUUAACUUUUUCAGGUCAAACAAGUCUCAAGAGGUAUAUAUUGUCCAACGUGUACAUUGUCUUUUGAUAACGUUCAAUCACUUGCUGCAUCCUCAAUUAGCAUAGGAUUAAAGAAUAGAAAUAUUGAAGAACUGUAUAACUACGUUAAAGAUUGGCAUUUGGAACGUAUACAAGACUCUGUUCAAACCAUCAGAUUCUACCUUCACAUGGAAAUUGAUUGGAUACAGUUUUGCAAUCGAGUUGGAGUGAAUCCCAGAACCGAAAGGUAAUUUUAUUUUAUUAAUUUGAAAAAAAAAUCUGUUUCCUUUGUGCAGCACAAAAAAAUAUAUCUUUAAUUUUCAGGUUCCAAUUAUCUCUUCCAUACUCCACAAGAAAUGAUUCGCAAUUUUAUUGUCAAGUGGAAAGAUCUGAUAUUUCUACGUAUACCAUGAAACACCAUAUAGAAAUUCGCCAAAACCUUGUUAUCAUAAGUAGAAAUAAAAUAAAUGAAGAAUCACUGACAAACCCAUUAAUCCAUGUUGCUGCCGAUGUUUUCACUCAAUAG
Molecule: messenger RNA, 2023 nt
Organism: Caenorhabditis angaria
Lineage: Eukaryota; Metazoa; Nematoda; Chromadorea; Rhabditida; Rhabditidae
Source: the annotation of a GenBank genome assembly